AUGGACCCAUCCGUGAGACGGGAUCCGGAGCUGGAGGGUUCCGCGGAGAGCUCGCUACCGCAGCCUGCGCCUGCCGGGCCUCGUCCGCGUCUCCCUGCGCACCCCUCCGCGAGCGAGCCCGUGCACCACUUCGAGCGGGUUCAAACACUUCCCCAUCGUCCUGCCGCGCGCCCCGCCUCGCCAGAGUAUACGUGGGCGCCUGCUCGUGUUGCGUCGAACCGCCCGGACGGUCAGCCGCGGCAGGAGCGCGGGUGCUCGCCUCUGCGGCACCCUCAACAGCCGCCCUCUCCUCGCCACCCUUCUCCUGAGCGUCGCGAGCACUAUCAGCGCGGGGAGGGGGGUAAGCGUUCUCCUGCACGUCCUCGCUCCCCUCGCCGCCCAUCCCCUCGUGGUCAGGCAGGCCAGCGCUCACCGCGAGCGCGAUCCCCCGCGCAACGUUCUCCUCGGCGAUCUCCGGCGACGCGGGGGAGGGGGUCGCCUGGUCGUCCCUGGGAUUCGGGUCGCCGCGAGCAGUCCCCCCCGCGUCCACAUUCGGCUGGUUCCGGGGGACGGCGGGGCUGGCGGAAGGGCGGAGGGCGAGGCGGGAAUGGCAACCAGCCUGAUCCAGCCCUCGAUCAUGCUGCGGACACGUUCGUGGAGGUGGUGAGGCAGGCCCGGGCGAGUGGGGCGCCGACUCACGUCCAUAUUGAGGUGACCAACGGUCCCCCCUUCGCCGCGGACCCAGGCCAGGUCGCUCCUCUGCGUGCGCCGACGCUGCGCGAGUAUCAGCCCGCGCGUGAGGGGAGGGCUCAGUUCCGCACCCCCCGUCAGGUUCCCGGCUUCUCUGCGCCGCGCUUGGCUGUUGGCCGGACUCCUGGCUGGCCGGCGGCGUUUCCGCGCGAAGCGCAGACUGCACCUCUCCCCACUCGCGCGGGGAGAGACCCCAUGCUGACCAUGUGCCGGGUUCUGAAUCUGGCGGAGGCGUGCGAGGUGGUGGCGAACUUGCAGCUGGCGGUGUGUGGGGCCACGAGGAGCUUUCCGAGCAGUUUUGGGGCUGCUCAAGCCGGGACCCCCUUGGACACACUCCAGUCGUCGGCGCAUCUCCUUCUUGCGUUGUCGGCGUGCAUGCGCUCGAUGCUUGAGGUGGAGGGGGCGGAGCCGUACACGAUGUAG
This is a messenger RNA of Closterium sp. NIES-65, 1152 nucleotides long. Lineage: Eukaryota; Viridiplantae; Streptophyta; Zygnematophyceae; Desmidiales; Closteriaceae. The record is from the annotation of a GenBank genome assembly.